Molecule: messenger RNA, 434 nt
Organism: Trichechus manatus latirostris (Florida manatee)
Lineage: Eukaryota; Metazoa; Chordata; Mammalia; Sirenia; Trichechidae
Gene: MRPL52
Product: mitochondrial ribosomal protein L52
Exons: 5
Coding region: 39-413 (124 amino acids)
Biological process (GO): mitochondrial translation
Cellular component (GO): mitochondrial large ribosomal subunit
Molecular function (GO): structural constituent of ribosome
Source: RefSeq, a predicted model, not a curated record
UUCGAAGCCACGCCCAUUUCCGGCCCCUUCGCCUUAGCAUGGCUGUUUUGGUAGCUUUUCUUUGGAUAGGUGUCCGGAGACUGCACUGCAGCUCGGCGGCUCGGGCGGGCAGCCAGUGGCGGCUCCAGCAAGGUCUGGCUGCCAACCCGUCCGGCUGCGGACCUCUUACUGAGCUGCCAGACUGGUCGUACGCGGAUGGUGGUCCUGCUCCCCUAAUGAAAGGCCAACUUCUGAGAAAAGCCCAAAGGGAGAAGUUUGCAAGACGAGUUGUAUUGCUGUCACAGGAAAUGGAAGCUGGAUUACAGGCAUGGCAGUACAGGCGGCAGCAGAAGUUGCAGGAAGAAGAAAAGAGGCAGAAAAAUGCUCUUAAGCCCAAACGGGCUUCACUGCAGAGCCCACUUCCAAGUCAAUAAAAAGCAACUCUUACCCUGUUC